This is a messenger RNA of Ogataea angusta, 1242 nucleotides long. RefSeq lists its product as uncharacterized. NCBI's taxonomy places the organism in Eukaryota, Fungi, Ascomycota, Pichiomycetes, Pichiales, Pichiaceae. The transcript has a single exon. The record is from RefSeq and is a predicted model, not a curated record. Bases 1 to 1242 code for a protein of 413 amino acids.
AUGGAAGUUAUUCUUUCACAGCUCCCUGACUUUUUCAGGCCAUAUAGUGGGCCAAUGCUGUUGGUCGCAUUGUCGCUAAUUCUCUCGGCAUUUGCUAUACAAUCAAGGCUGCUACCACGUCCUGUUAGGCCGCUUGAUGGAAGCACUCUUGAGCGACCAACAAAGUCAAAACUUUCAGUCAAGGAUGUGCUACCAGAAGUGACGAUUGAGCCUGUUGAUCCGAAUUUCGAUUGGAAAAAGGAGGAGCCGGCUCCCUACAGGCCUUUUAAGAACGCACCUUACAGGGUCAAUAUGGCUAUACAGAGAGCUGAUCCGCAAAACAUCAUUGUGAUUGAAAAUACCUAUUUGAAGUCCACAAAACUCAGAGAAAGGAUUAUGAAUGAAAGAGCCGAUAUCUCUAUGGCUUGCCAUCCUAGCGCAGAAGCGGCCCUGAAAGAGUUAUAUUGCACCGUUACUGAUUUCCUAAUGAAGAGAUAUCCGAUGUACUUCCAUGUCAAGGAGAAUGGUGCCACUUUUUAUAACAAGAUCAAAGAUGAGUCUUUUCCACUGGAUCCUGCCUCGGAGGAUCGACUAGAGGUCCUCAAAUUUCUUGGACGCACCAUUGAGGAAGACUUUAUUAUUUUACUGAAAAAUGGAGAGAAAGGUGAACUAGAAAACGAGUAUGUCUGGAGAGCAGGAGUGUCCUGCUACCCGAAUGGGUUUGUUCCCGGUGAAAAGUUCAAUAAGCCACUAACUGCAAUUCAUGGUCCUGUCCCACAAUAUCUGGAACGGCUGAAAGUUUCAAUGAACAAAUUCUUUGAGAGGCUUCGUGUUAACGAGUUCGUUGUUAGGUACAACUGGAGUAUGCAGGCACAUACUAACAUAUUUGCGCCUUCUAUGAAUCAUGGAACCCGCACAGCUGCGUCAGUCAAGCCGCUUUCUCCUGAAGAUCUCGAUUUCAACAAAGUCUUCAUGCGUGUCGAAAAACAAUGUUUCACAAGAUUACCGAAGACCAAGGCUGACGUCAUGUUUAUUAGGACCUACACCACUCCAGUGACAAAAAUCAAAGCCGAGAAUAGGGCUGAGGACUUCUGCGGCGCCAUUGACGGUUUGUCAGAUGGUUUUGCUAUUUAUAAGAACAAGGUUCUCUGGGGAGAUGCAGUUAAGGCAUACCUCAAAGGUGAGUCGAGUGGUUUGACAGAAGAGGUGUACGACUUCGAUAUUUUUGAGGCCCAACUUAACGGCGAACUCAUGAAAAAAUAG